Messenger RNA from Salvelinus sp. IW2-2015, 1298 nucleotides. RefSeq names its product phosducin-like (gene pdcl). Gene Ontology annotation, cellular component: cytoplasm. The record is from RefSeq and is a predicted model, not a curated record. Lineage: Eukaryota; Metazoa; Chordata; Actinopteri; Salmoniformes; Salmonidae. Gene Ontology annotation, biological process: heterotrimeric G-protein complex assembly; regulation of G protein-coupled receptor signaling pathway.
CAAAUUUGAAGAAGAAGAAAACGGAUCAUGUUUUUUUUGUCAACGCUGCGCUAGGGAAGUAGGAUUUGAAACAGUUGUUGAUUCAAUCGAGGGAUCGUCUGCCCCCUGUCCUCUUCUCUCACAACUGAACUCUUCCCCAGUUAGGUGUGAAGUCAUGACAACGUUGGAUGACAAGAUCCUGGGGGAGAAGCUGCAGUACUACUACAGCAGCAGUGAGGAUGAGGAAAGUGACAAGGAGGAUGACGAGGGGGAGCACAAGACCAUCCGCAACCCAGAUGUACUGGAGCCUGAGCUAGAAUACAGCGCCGACGGUAGUGCCGUCAACACAGGGCCCAAGGGGGUGAUUAAUGACUGGAGGAAGUACAAACAGCUGAAGGUGGAGCAGAAGCAGGAGCAGAAGGAGGAGAUGGAGAGACUCAUCAAGAAGCUGUCCAUGACCUGCCGCUCCGACCUGGACGACGAAGCCGACGCCAUUAAACAGAAAGAGAUGCAGGACAAGAUCCAGCACAAGAUGACCAUGCAGGAGUACAACAUGCUCCAGGAAGACGAGGAUGACGAGGACUUCCUCCAGCAGUACAGGAAGCAGCGCAUCGAGGAGAUGCGCCGGAAGGUGUUACGCGGUAAGCGCUUCGAGCAGGUCUACGAGCUCAACAGUGGUGAGGAGUUCCUGGAGGCUGUGGACAAGGAGGACAAGGCCUGCCUGGUUAUGAUCCACAUCUACGAGGGCGAGGUGCCUGCCUGCGAGGCCAUGAUGGGCAGCCUGCUGUGCCUGGCACAGGAAUACCCCCUGGUCAAGUUCUGUAGCGUGCGUGGGUCGGUUAUCGGCACCAGUGCCCAGUUCAGGGGCAGCGCCUUGCCAGCCCUGCUGGUGUACAAAGGAGGAGACCUGAUUGGGAACUUUGUGCGCAUCACAGACCAGCUAGGAGAGGACUUCUAUGCUGUGGAUGUGGAGGCGCUGCUGCAGGAGUAUGGGCUGCUGCCGGACAAACCUGUCCUUGUCGCUAAGACCAUCCGCAACGCCGCCAUCACACAGAGCGAUGACUCUGACCUUGACAUAGACUAGAGAACAGACCUGCACAUGUAUAGAAACAUAGACUAGAACCCCUAUGUGUACACACACACACACUCAACAUAGACUAGAACCCCUAUGUGUACGCACACACACACACAGACUAGAACCCCUGUGUGUACACAGUCGACAGACUAGAAACCCUAUGCGCGUACACAGUCGACAGACUAGAACCCCUAUGUACAUACACACACACACGGUCGACAGACUAGAACCCCACGUACACACA